AUGCCGCACGAUGACGACAGCCGGUGUCAACGAUAUCGGGGCGAUUCGUCCGGAAACAAUCGAAUCAUGUCACGCACGAUCGACCAUAACACACAUCCCUGGCAGUGGUCCAACUGUUCACGACAGAUUCUGAGCGAAUACUUUGAAAAAAAUCCAGACAACUGCUUGCUGAACCACCCGUCGACGGAUCUGAUGUCGCCGGACACAACGCUGGCUGGUGAAAAGUUUACCAACAACAAGCAGUGUGAGCUGGUGUUCGGUAAUGGUUCGAAAAUCUGUUCAUAUAUGCCGACCUGCGCACGGCUUUGGUGCAGCUGGGAGAAUGAACUGUCCGGUUGCAAAACGCAACACAUGCCGUGGGCCGAUGGAACCGAAUGCCAGGAGGGACACUGGUGCCAGAAAGGUCAGUGCGUCCCGAUCGAUCGGACAGCGCUGAAACCACAGAACGGUGGAUGGAGCGGAUGGAGUUCCUACGACGUCUGCUCGCGUACGUGCGGUGGAGGUGUUCAGAAGCGCACCCGUGAAUGCGACUCCCCGAAGCCAAAAAAUGGUGGCAAGUUCUGCAUUGGUUUGCGUAUCGAGUACCGUGCCUGCAAUACACACGCCUGCCCGAACUCGCGGUACAACUUCCGCGAGGAACAGUGCCACGAGAUGGAUGGGCAGAACUUUGAUGUGCCAACGCUGGAACCGAAUGUACGGUGGAUCCCCAAGUAUGGCACACCGCUGGCAGACCAAUGUAAGCUGUUCUGCCGUGCGGAGAACAAGAGCUUGUACUUUAUGCUGCGGGAAAAGGUAAUUGACGGUACGCCGUGCACGUUUCCGGAGGAUAGCUUCGACAUGUGCAUUAAUGGCCAGUGCCGGAAGGCGGGAUGCGAUUACGUGCUGAAUUCCGACGCUAAGCUCGACCAGUGCGGCGUAUGCAAAGGGACCAACUCUACCUGCAGCUUGGUGAGCAGAAAACAUUACACCGGGAAUAAGUCAAUGGAGUUCCACAUACCGGACGGUUCCACCAACAUCAACAUCGUGCACAUGGGCUACGUGAAAGACGCAUGCUUUUUGAGUUUGAUGAGUGGAAAUGAAAUCAUCUUCAACGACCCGAUACAUCCUACGUCACACACAACCAAACAUCGAUUGUUUGCCGGAGUUCGGCUGGAGUAUACAGUGCACGGUUCGCUGGAACGCAUUACCUCUACCUACGGACGACCGCUGAAGGAAAAGCUUACGGUGCGGAUAGUACGCAAACAUAACAGCGAUAAAAUUUUCAAUAGUCAGGUGGGAUACAACUAUAUGGUGCCGAGCACUCCGAACACACAGUCCAAUGCGAUACAUUCGCAUCAUGAACAUGAGCCUUACAAGCACCCGCACCAUACGUACUAUUCACCCUACAACGGUAACAGUGUGCACCGGCUUCAGCAUACGGUAUCCGCACCCGAAACACCGUACCGGUGGGAAAUGGGUGACUGGCUGGAGUGUGACCAGCUGUGUACGGGCCAGCGGAGGCGUACGUUCGUCUGUCGAAACUCCGACACACGGCAGGAAGCAAAGCCGGAAAAUUGCAAUCAUUCCGCCAAACCGCACGAUAUGAAGGAGCCUUGCAACACCGAGUGUAAAUUCGAAUGGGAGUCGGGACCGAUCGAGUGUUCGAACGCCUGCGGCGAAGGAUACAAACAGGUGGAAUAUUUGUGCGUCAAAUCGUACCCUCUGGAGCUACGCAGAAACGAAUAUGUCGACGCGGCAAAUUGCUUGGGUAUUCCGAAACCGAUUACCAAGCGUGAUUCACAAUCGACGUGCACCGGCCCCUGCAAGAACGCAACAUGGAACUAUUCGUCAUGGAAUAAGCCAAACCAGAGCAUGAAAAACGUCAACUACCAACAGAACGCGGAAUCUGGCCCUGUUCCACGCGGACAGUGGCGCACCUACAAUUAUUCCAACUGCAGUGCGGAAUGUAAAGGCGGUGUUAAGAAGCGCUUGGUCCGCUGCAUGUACAAAAACGAACAGGUGCUGGAGGACCGUUACUGCCCCCAUCCAAAACCUCCGACCCAGAUCAAUUGUGCCAACUUUCGCUGUCCCAUCUGGACCUUUGGCCAAUGGAGCAAGUGCAACUGUAAGGGUAAGCAGCAUCGCACCGUCAAGUGCUUCGACGAAUUGCUGAACACGGAAUCGAACCGCUGUCCGGAGCACGAACGUCCGCACAAGACGAUCGCGUGCCCAAAACCGCCAGGAUGCGAUUCACGAUCUAGGCCGGCGGUCUACCGAAAUUGCAAGGAUGUUCAACAGAAGCAUCGCACCGACGGCGAAUAUGAGAUGAGUUUGAACGGAACCAUGGCUAUGAUAUAUUGUCACAAAAUGGCGACGCGAUCACCAGUCGAAUAUCUUACCCUGCCUGCUGGUCCGAGGGAAAACUAUGCCAUCUACAAUAAGCGACGAGCGGCCGAUGCAAAUAGCUGCCAGGAGUCAUCACGUGACUGGGAGGACGAAAGCAUCAACUACGGUGCGACACAUUACCGCAAGAUCCGCAUCAAUGUCAAUACGCUGCAGGUGCAUACGAACGAUUUCGAAUUUACCACCAGCUCCGGCACGAAGCAACCGUUCGGUUCGGCUGGUGACUGCUACAGCAAUACGGGCCAUUGUCCGCAAGGCGACCUAGCCAUCAACCUGACGGGCACCCCGUUUCGCAUUCGGCCCAAGACCUCGUGGGAAACUGCCGGUGUUAAGUCCGUGAUGAAUUUCCUCGUACCGCUGAAAGCUCCGUACCAAAAGGUGCGAGCGCGUUGUGGUGGCUACUGCGGAAGUUGCUCCGUUUCGCGAAAUAGCAACCUAUAUUUGGAGCCAAUCCCGCACCCCAAACGGCGGCCACAUAAGCUAGCCCGACUCAACCACAAGCAUCAGAUGCGAAACCCAUGA
This is a messenger RNA of Anopheles marshallii, 2904 nucleotides long. It is a transcript of the gene AdamTS-A, whose product is annotated as A disintegrin and metalloproteinase with thrombospondin motifs 9. Gene Ontology annotation, biological process: proteolysis; extracellular matrix organization. Lineage: Eukaryota; Metazoa; Arthropoda; Insecta; Diptera; Culicidae. Gene Ontology annotation, molecular function: zinc ion binding; metalloendopeptidase activity. The transcript has 9 exons. Bases 1 to 2904 code for a protein of 967 amino acids. The record is from RefSeq and is a predicted model, not a curated record.